GCCUGACUUGCAACAUACCUCGAUCGUUUCGCUCCAAGUGGAUUUUGGUCUGCCGCUGUGAGAGCCAGCACCCAGCAGGACGAAUGGCCUCCAGGUUCAACAGGCGGAGUCUCUCCGACGUCCUGACCCUGGAGCGAUCGGAGCAGGGCGCCUUGGUCAUUUCCAGCAUCGACGACGCCGACUUCUCCAAUCAGAGGCUGAGGGAAGGGGACGAAGUGGUCGGGGCCACCAUCAACUUCAACCAUCUGUCCAAGGACGAGGUGCUGAGCGUGCUGAGGCUGAUCGAGCCCUACGAUGACAAAGUCCAGGUGCUGACCCGCAACAACACGAGCGGGGGCCUGGGGAACCUGAACCGGGUCAACGUCACUCCAGAAACGAUGCUGAACAAUUCCUACAACAAGCUGUACAACACCAAGAUCAGGAAGUUCAUGCGUCAUGACUCGUCAGACAGCAACAACCUCAGAGGCUUGGUGCAAACGCUGCCUCACUCCUCCAAAGUCAGGACAAAACUGGACAACGACUUGCCUCGUCUGGGAGUGGACUUCGGACGCCUCGAGUCAAACGCGCACGACCGACAUUUCUCCGCCGUCCCAGACUUUUCUUCCGGAAAUUUCUCCCAGGGCCCCAACAUGAACCUGCCUCCUCUGGCCGUGGGCGCCAGCGGGGUUCAGGUUUCACACCUGCUGAAUGGCCGAGGACAGGCCGCGUACGGGCCGAGUGUGGACAUGAACUCAGGGUUUGGUCUUAACGGAGGACAUGUCAGCGGGUCGUCCUUUGACGGCAAACUGAAUAUGGCCAACCACAGCAUGGCGGAUCUGAGUGGGGACGCGGAUUGGGAUGCGGACAGUUAUGAGGGGACAGCUGGAGCCUCUCUGGGAUCAGCCCGAAUAAAUGCCCCACACUUUGAUUUGAACGGUGCAGGCUACGCUCAACAUUCAGGAAAGCUCCAAGUGUCUCAAGACAAAUAUGGUCUUGAAGGUCCCUCUUUAGAUGUGAAAACUGCAGACCUCCGUGUCAACACACCCAGGAUGAGAGGUGACUUCAGUACACCGGGCGUAGACCUGGCCUCAUCUCAACUGCACGGCAUUGGUAUUCCCACCCCUGCAGUCCGCACCAAGGUUCCGUCUGCUAAGUACAAGGCCCCCAAGUUCACAAUGCCAAAGUUUGAUAUCCCCAUUGUGGAAGUCCCUGGCAUUAACGGCCCAGACUUGGGCAUCAACGCACCAAAGGUAGAUCUCAACGGUCCCAACCUUGACUUUGAUAUUGAUGGAAAAUUCCAAAAGCCAAACUUGCCUAAUGUAGAUCUGAAUGGUCCCAAGUUAAGUGGUCCUAACCUAAGCCUCAACACUGACCUAGAUCCCAAGUUUCCUAACCUCAGUGGUGGAAUAAAAGGACCACAUCUGAAAACACCCAAACUUAAGACCCCUACAUUGAAAAUGCCAGACAUGAAAAUUAAAAAUCCAAAGCUAAAACUGGACACCCCAGACUUCGAUUUACCCAACGUGGACUAUGAAACUCCCAAGUUGGAUCUGAACGCUCCAGACUUCAAUAUAGGAUCACCGGAUGCCAAACUAAACAUGCCCAAGUUGAAGAUGCCUAAAUUUGGUCGCCCAAACCUUAAAGGGCCUGACAUUGAUGCAGACCUAGAUGGCCUAGGCGUAGACAUCAAUGCACCCAACAUGGACUUUAAAACUCCCAAGUUGGACCUGAACGCUCCAGACUUCAAAAUAGGAUCACCGGAUGCCAAACUAAACAUGCCCAAGUUGAAGAUGCCUAAACUUGGUCGCCCAAACCUCACAGGGCCUGACAUUGAUGCAGACCUAGAUGGCCUAGGCCUGGAUAUCAAUGCACCCAACAUGGACCUUAAAACUCCCAAGUUGGACCUGAACGCUCCAGACUUCAAAAUAGGAUCACCGGAUGCCAAACUAAACAUGCCCAAGUUGAAGAUGCCUAAAUUUGGUCGCCCAAACCUUACAGGGCCUGACAUUGAUGCAGACCUAGACGGUCUAGGUGUAGACAUCAAUGCACCCAACAUGGACUUUAAAACUCCCAAGUUGGACCUGAACGCUCCAGACUUCAAAAUAGGAUCACCGGAUGCCAAACUAAACAUGCCCAAGUUGAAGAUGCCUAAAUUUGGUCGCCCAAACCUUACAGGGCCUGACAUUGAUGCAGACCUAGAUGGCCUAGGCCUGGACAUCAAUGCACCCAACAUGGACCUUAAAACUCCUAAGUUGGACCUGAACGCUCCAACCAUGGACAUUAAAUCUCCAAACACCAAACUACACAUGCCCAAACUUAAGAUGCCUAAAUGGAAGGGUUGGAGCUAUAAACCUCCCAAAAUGGAUGCUGACCUGGAUGGUGUAGACAUGGACAUCAAUGCACCCAAAGUAAAUCUCGGUGAUCCUAACCUGGCCCUGAAGACUCCUGACCUAGAUUUCAGUGGUCCUAACGUGGACUUUAAGAAUCCUGACCUAGAUUUCAGUGGUCCUAACCUGGACCUCAGCCACAAUGUUGGGAUAAAUGCACCACACCUGAAAAUGCCUAAAUUUAAGACCCCUAAACUAGAUCUCAAUGGUCCAAAUUUGGACUUGCCAUCAGUAGACAUGCCCGAUCUUCAUGCUCCAGACUUGAAACUGAAAACUCCACACAUAAAAGGCGGUAUUGAUGCCCCCAACUUGGACUUACCCAAUGUGGACCUAAAAGCUCCCAAGUUGGAUAUGAAAACUCCAAACCUCAACAUUGGAUCACCAAAAACUAGAUUUAAAUUCCCCAAACUAAAGUUACCUAAACUGAGGCGUCGAAGCCUUAAAGCUCCCGACCUAGAUGCAGACCUGGAUAUUCCGGACGUUGACAUCGAGGCACCUCAAUUAAAUCUCAAAGGUCCCAACGCUGAUUUAGAUAUUGAUGGAAGGUUUAAAAAGCCAAAGAUCAAUCUGCCCAAGUUAGAUGGUCCCAAUUUUGACGUGAAGUCUCCUGAUCUAAAAAUGCCCAAGCUUGACCUGAAAAAGCCCAAACUGGACCUGAAUGCACCAAAGUUGAAAGCCCCAAAGAUGAACCUCCAUCGACCAGAAUGGGACGUUGAGAUUCCGUCCUCCAAAAUGAAAAUGCCGAAACUCAAAGGGCCAAAAGUGGACCUCUUGACAUUGGACGGUCCGGACAUAGACGCUCCAGACUUCGACAUCAACGCACCAGAUGUGAACCUCAAGGGGCCAAAAGCUCCACAUUUGAAUUUUCAAAAAAAAUACAGAAAGCCUCACUUGGACGGACCGGAUUUGAACCUGAAGUCACCAACUGUUCAUGGAAAAUUGCCCCAAGGAAACGCUGAUCUAAACGUCAGAGCGCCAAAGAUAAAGGGGUCUUUUGACACCCCCGGAGUGGACCUCCCAGACAUGGACCUCGACGCUCCUUAUUUAAGAAAAUCUCACAUGAGAAUGCCCAGUUUGGACUUCGAUGGAGACGUCCACGGACCUGACCUCCGUGUCCCAGGUGUGGAUAUCAAAGGCCCAAACAUGAAACCCAAAAUGCCGAGUUUAGACAUCGACGACAUUGACAUGAGCUUUUCAGACCCCAGGAUGAAGCUCCGAGCUCCGGAUCUCGACGUCGACGAUGCUUCGAUGAACUUCAAGAAGUCCUUAAUUGGAAAGUCGGCUAUCAAGCUGCCUGGUAUGGGUCUGGACCUGGACCAGGACCUCGCACAACAUCGUCUAAAAACCAUGUCUGGCUCCGCUCUGGACGCGUCUUUGGACGACAUCGACUUUACCCGCUCAGACCUCAACAUCGACGACUUCACAGGCAAGCACCAUGUUCCUCGGAGCAGAGCGUCCACCUUGGACUUGCAGCUUCCAUCGACAUUUGGUACCGGCACUGACCUGAAGACCCAAGCCCGCAGUGGACUCCAGCUGGACGCAGGCGAUGACCUUUAUGCAAAAAUGUCCCGCACCGUCAACGGGGCUCACGCGUCUUAUUCCCAGUCUUCCCAACAAAGAUCCGCCGAGGCAUCGGCCGAGUACUUGGUUACGGAGUUCCCAUCACAGGAGCAAAGUCCAAACACAGUGACCCACAAGUACAGCACGCUCGGGGGGAUGCAGUUUAAUCCAGGUGACGUCAACCUGGAGGUUCCGGAUCUAAGCGAUCUAAAAGCCUCAUCCUUCAUCUUCUCUCACAUGGUUUAGGCCCCCAAAGCCAGCAAGUCUGUCCAAUGUGGUUCUCCACUAAAACCAUCCAGGAUCACGUUUGAACAACUCAAAGUACUUUCUACUCCUACUGUGCAACAUUGCUUUUGUCUACGUUCACUUUGCUGCAGUUUCAAAUCCAGGUCUUGCCGGCGCUAUUCGGACACGGGGCUAGACCAGAUCCUUCUAUGGGUUCUUUGAAACUUUGGAGUCAAUGGUCAGAUGUGUACAUUAUUGUGGUUGUACAUAGAACACAUGUAUUUAUAUACUGCCAUGUCCAUUUUUAUGCAGUGUAUUAAAAUGUUUACUGCC
Nerophis ophidion (straightnose pipefish) is the source of this 4484-nucleotide messenger RNA. RefSeq names its product neuroblast differentiation-associated protein AHNAK-like. The transcript has 5 exons. Gene Ontology annotation, cellular component: nucleus; cytoplasm. NCBI's taxonomy places the organism in Eukaryota, Metazoa, Chordata, Actinopteri, Syngnathiformes, Syngnathidae. The coding region runs from base 84 to 4172 and encodes 1362 amino acids. Gene Ontology annotation, biological process: regulation of RNA splicing. The record is from RefSeq and is a predicted model, not a curated record.